CAGAUUCUCUUUCCAUAUAGUCCGUAAGUGUGCGAAAAGUAUCAAAACAUGUUUUUUUUUGUUUUUGUUAUUGUGUAAACGUCAAAAUAAUCUUUUUUAUAUUUUUGAAUGAUUUGGCUUGUUUUAAGACUACAUUCCUGUUGAUAACCCACACUCAACAUUUUACAUCAAAUGCGACAACUUUUUUACACAAAAAACCCAUGAUCUGCAUGUUUGUAAAUAAGCCUCAGUUGUUUACAUACAAGUUGCUGUUGUGAACGAAGUCGAGUUAUUUUGAUGUGAAAAACAUAAAAUAAGAUUUGCGAGAAAUGAGCUGUGUGGUGCACGAGUGCUUCGCCAGCACGGUAAAUGGGCAUCUUUUCGAGUUCCCGAAGGAAGAGGAUUUGAAGGAGCUGUGGUUCCAGCGAGUGGGCAUUGAUGAAUCCGCCUCAGCUCGGAGAAAUCGGAAGCGUUUAUUCGUUUGCCAAGAACAUUUUGAUCCCUCUGAUUACCAGGUGAUUACUGUAAAGUCGUCGAAGUGCGAUAUGCGAUUCAUAUUAGACAAAAAUGUUGUCCCCCACAGAAAUCUUCCAUCCAUUGAAGAUGCUGAAAGGUACUCUUUCAUGAUCCCAAGGUCAGAUCCAUUAGCUCGUCCAUUAAAAAUAUGUGCCUUACAACAAGUUAUGGAAGAAACAAAAGGAACAGAAGAAAGAGAUAAUAUUUCUCCGGAGAGAUGCAUAUCACCUCUGGCGAGACCUUUGAUAUCACCUAAAAUGACGUACUCCGAUGAGAAUUCUGAGUACCCCUGAAUCCCGGACAACAGGUAAGAUCAAUUCGUUAAAAUAAUUAAG
Messenger RNA from Aedes albopictus (Asian tiger mosquito), 830 nucleotides. RefSeq lists its product as uncharacterized. NCBI's taxonomy places the organism in Eukaryota, Metazoa, Arthropoda, Insecta, Diptera, Culicidae. Bases 309 to 788 code for a protein of 159 amino acids. The transcript is spliced from 3 exons. The record is from RefSeq and is a predicted model, not a curated record.